GUAAUAUUUAUAGAUAAAUGCGAAUAUUACUUUGUUUCACUGUUUCUCGGAUAUUUUGCACUGAUAGAUCAUGUAAAAAUGUCACCACUUUUUCGUAGAUAAAGAAUAGCUAUGAAGCUCUAAUUUUGCCAAAUGCCUAACGAAUUGAUAACCAAUGGCUAUGAAUCACUGGUAAACAUGAUAAAAACAUUAGUAUUUACACACUAAGCACGAGGAGUCAAACCUUAAGCAACAUGAACCAGCAAAGGAAUGAACUGAUUUUCAAAUGGAUUCCCUUGAUCCUUGUGUUCUUUAUUCAAUUUAAGUGUGGAUCUGUAAAAGCUGGAAGAUAUCCAGGUUUUUAUCCUUAUGAUCAGAGAUAUUCUGACGUACAUAUAUCACCAGGAAGAGACUAUGAUUAUUUAUGUGAAACUCCAGACAAGCAACCUGGUGAGUGCAGAGCAUUACAUGAUUGUUGGACUUCAAGUUACGUAAAUAUCCAGCGGGCAUCAUGCCAAUUCUAUGGAAAUGUCGAGUUCUUUUGCUGCCCUUACCAAGAAACACACAAUCCCGAAUCUUCACCUCCAGUAAGGCAUGUCGUUCAGCCUAUAAAGAUAGAAACUAAUUCCCCCCUUAGAACACUUUUCAAUCCUUUGAAUGUUUUAGUAAAUAUUGUAGUACCCGGAUUGGGUUCUUUAAUCCACACAGGCGCAAGUACUGCUACUAAAGAAAGUUCAUCAUUAGAAAUACAGGUUGCAAAAGCUACUUCUUCCCAUACAACAAAAGUUACCAGCUUAAUUUCUACGGUUCCUGUUAGGAGUCAAAACCAUACUAAGCAAGCAGUGAGUGAUCAAAAGCUAUAUCCUACUAAAUCCACUACUUAUAGUUGGAAUCAGGCUACUGUAUAUCCAUUGAACACAAACCAAUCUAGAACAAGUUUAAAACCAUAUCCAACCAGGAAAAUAGUUUUACAUUGGCAUUUGAAUACUACAGUACAUACAACACCGAGUACUACAGUGCCAACUGCUCCAAGUAGAAGACCAAGAUCCACUGUAAACCCAAAUAGAGAAUUCGCUCAAGCAGCUUCAAACUGGAGCCUUAUUUCUGAAAAGCAAACAACACCAAGUUGGCUGACUCCUACUACAAGCACUAAAAGACAAACUGCUCCAAAUAGAAAACCACGAUCCACUGCAAAAUCAAGUAGAAAACCAGCGCAAGCAACUUCGAAUUGGAGUCUUAGUUCGGAAAAGCAAACAACACCAAGUAGGCAAACUCCAGCUAUAAGCAGUAUAAGGCACACUGUUCCAAGUAGAAGACCUAGAUCAACUAAACAAUCAAGUAGAAAACCCAUGCGAACAACUACAAACUGGAGCUUUAGUUCUGAAAAGCAAACACCAAGUUGGCAAACUCGUUCUUCAGGAAUAACAGCUUUUCAACCAGUUUUAUCUACGAGGACUACAAAAUUGCCUCAGGUGAUAUACUUUACAAGUAGGAAACCGCAAAGCAAUCCUGCUUCUCAACCAGCAGAAUUACAUCCUACUUCACAGCCAGCUGUUUGUGGGCGGCGAUUUCUUACAUCUAGCAGAAGCACGACUAGGCCAGAACUGCAGGCAUUCGUCCUCGGCGGAACUAAUUCCGAAGAUCAAGCAUGGCCCUGGAUGGCUUCAGUACACUCCUGGAAUCAAUUUGGUCUGAGUCGCUUCAUUUGUGGAGGAAGUUUAAUAACUUCACGUCAUAUUCUAACAGCAGCUCAUUGUUUUGACAACAAGAAUAGUGUCAUGAGGUACACAGCCAUCCUCGGAGUAACUAAUCUCACUUUGGUGUCUGACGAAGAAAGUGAAUUCAUCCAAGAGCAUCGACGCAUAACUAGAAUAAAACUCCAUGAUGAAUACAAGCAGAGAAUUUACUACCAUGACAUUGCAAUCAUCAUUUUAUCCGAAGAUGUCAUAUUAAACAGCAAAGUAUCAACUCUUUGUUUACCUACAACGCAGGAUCUGACGUCAAUGAAUCCUCAAACUCCGGCUACUGUAGCUGGAUGGGGUCACACUAGCUUCGGUGGAUUGAGUAGCAACGUUUUGCAAGAUGCCGAACUUCAAAUAAUAAAUUUUAAUCGGUGCCAAAACUCCUACGAUCGAUUUCGAACGAAAUCUCUACCACACGGAAUUACAUCUGAUAUGCUGUGUGCUGGAAAACCUGGAGGAAAAGGAGAUGCUUGUCAAGGAGAUUCAGGCGGUCCUUUAGUAGUGGAGAAAGGAAAAAAAUGGAUUCAGAUAGGCAUUGUAUCUUUCGGUUAUCAAUGUGGACUUGUUGAAUAUCCUGGUGUGUACACUAAAGUUUCAUCCUAUUUGACAUGGAUUCAGCGUAUUUUACAAGGAAAAGCAAGUAGUUUCAGUCGAAUCAGGUGCAAGUCUGAGUCUGGUCAUGCCGGUCUCUGUGUUGCAAAACGGUAUUGUAGAAUCCAAAACGUGAAGUUGUCACCUUGCAUGGCGCAUGAUCCAUCUCUUUACUGUUGCCCAUUUCCGACAGAUGGCGUUAAGGACUGGGAUGUUGAAGAUUCGUCGGUAAUUACUUAUCCCAGUGAUGAAGUCCUGGGAUCAAAAAAAAUUGCAUCAAGUGGAGAAAUUGAGUUGCAUGCCGGAAACGACAAGAUAGUAUUUCCAAACCCCGAUAAGAUAAUUCCUAAUUUUAAGCCUAGAAUUCCAACUACGACAUCCAUAAUUCCUCCAAAUAUUACUCCUGAAUCCAAUACAGUUCGAAGUAUUCUCAAUUCUGAAGAACAAAAAUCCUUGGAAAGAAACCCACAUGAGGUCUACGAUAGUUCUGAGAUUGAAAACCAUGAUACUGAAAUUCCGUUUAUAUUGAUCACUACAUCAAAAACCAUCGAAACAUCAAAAACUCUUACUCCGAUACCAAGAGAAAAUACUGAUGACAUCACUGAACUUUCGCUUGUUUCAUCUGAAGUCGCUGGUACACAGAGCUAUGGAACAAAAAAGGAUGAUGGCGUUGAGUCAUUUUUUUCAACUGUUUCAUCAAUCACGUUGAAUAAAUUGACAUUUGGACCUUUUGAUAGCCUUGAAACAAAUAGAGCUUCCGAACCAGCUUGUGGUCGUGCUCCUUACUCGCCAAAUAUUUCUGGAGGUACUGAAUCAAGAGCGAAUCAAUGGCCGUGGAUGGCUGCUAUAUUCCAAAGAUUUACUACAGCUAGACCAAAUAAGUUCUUGUGUGGAGGCUCACUUAUAAAUAGUCGCUAUAUUUUAACUGCUGCUCAUUGCUGUGUCAGUGGUACUACUGCCUCUCCAUUACCUGCAUCUUCUUUUCUUGUACAAUUGGGUUCAAGUGCAAUGCACAGAGGAGACAGUUUUUCCAUAGAGAAAGUUAAAGUGCAUAGCAACUUCUCAUUUACUGGUCAGUACAAUGACAUAGCACUCUUGAGCCUAGCGACUGGUCUAUCCUCAUACACUGACCGCAUUGCCCCCGUGUGUCUUCCUUACCCGACCCUUCAAGACGCUGAUUUGGUUGACCAUUUGGCUACAGUAGUAGGAUGGGGUGCUACUUUUUUAGGCGGAGAACAUCAAGAGAAUCUACUCGAAGUUACCGUGCCUAUAGUGUCGACAGACGACUGCGCCCUAGCCUAUUCCCGAAUAAAGAGCGCAGCUUUUUUGGCCAGAGGUUCAACUCAUGUGUUAUGUGCUGGCCUCAAAGAGGGUGGAAAAGACUCGUGCAAGAGUGAUUCUGGGGGUCCACUAAUGAUUCCAUUGAGUAAUGAUCGUUGGACUGUGAUUGGUAUCGUUUCAUUCGGUUACAGAUGUGCAGAGCCUGGGUUUCCUGGAGUCUACACAAGAGUCACCCACUAUUUAGAAUGGAUAUAUACCAAUACACAUGAUUUUGAUAAUACCAAACCAAAUUAAAAUCAAAAAUUUGUCAUAAUAUAUUUGAUUUCUUUUAAAGAAAAUAAAGAACUUUAGUUUCA
Parasteatoda tepidariorum (common house spider) is the source of this 3949-nucleotide messenger RNA. Lineage: Eukaryota; Metazoa; Arthropoda; Arachnida; Araneae; Theridiidae. The record is from RefSeq and is a predicted model, not a curated record.